CUUCCUUAGAUACAGUGGUCUGCGCAGUUCACAAUUCACACGUUUCCUUCUCCUGAGGUUUAACUCCCAAAAUCCGAAAACCUUACCUCCCCAACAAGCAACCCAAACCUAAACCCAUCCUCAUGCGUACGGAGUAACAAGUUAUUAUUAAUAUAUGAAGCCAUCGCUGUUGCAGAUACAUUCUUCAAUUUCGCGCCACUUGCAUUCUAGUUCCCACUUUUCAUAUCUUCUCAAUUGUUACGCUUUGGGAACUUCUAAAGAUGGAGGGCCGGGAUAUGCCAGAGAUUGCUUUUUUCGACGUAGAGACGACGAUCCCGACCCGAUCCGGCCAGGGCCACGCGCUUUUGGAGUUCGGAGGGAUCCUGGUUUGCCCCAGGAAGCUCAUUGAGCUGGAAAGUUUCUCCACCUUGGUCCGACCCGCUGAUCUCUCUCUCAUCACUGCGCGCUCUGUUCUCUGCAACGGUAUUCGCAAAGAUGAUGUCGUUUCCGCCCCUGCUUUUGCGGAUAUUGCCGACAAAGUCUACGACUUUCUAAACGGGAGAAUAUGGGCAGGGCAUAACAUACUUAAGUUUGACUGUCCACGAAUUCGGGAGGCAUUUGCUGCUAUAAAUAGGCCAGCACCAGAACCUAAGGGAGCAAUUGACUCUCUUGUGUUGUUGACUCAGCGCUUUGGCAGGAGAGCAGGUAAUAUGAAGAUGGCCUCUCUAGCUAAUUAUUUUGGUCUUGGACAACAAGCACAUAGGAGCUUAGAAGAUGUCCGGAUGAAUUUUGAAGUACUCAAGUGCUGUGCAACAGUCCUUUUAUUGGAGUCCAGCCUCCUUGACAAUACUACAGAAAAUACAUGGGUUUCGCCAAAUGCUACACCAAGAAGUCAUAGCAAUGCCAAAGCUUCUCGAGAAGGAACAACAUUGAAUGCAAAUACACCCUCAUCAAGUCUUAUGAUAGAAAAUGCGAUAACACCAACUGAAAAUUGUAGCAUGGAAAUCCAUACAACGUCAUCAAUUAUGACUUUAGGCAGAACAGAAGAGGUGUCAGAUCAUGCCGAAUUCUUUGCUGCCAGGUCAGACCCUUUUAAUAUGAGCCCACUCAGUCUUAAUUUGGAGAACACAUUCCUUGAGUCAGAUAACAUGAAUGAAGAAGAAAAUGGUUCACCUUCCCAAGCUUCUUCUACAGAAGUUGGAAGUGAGGCUUCCGGUGGUUACUCUAGCUUCCUAGAACCAGAAAAGAUUUAUGUACCUUCUAUAUCUGUAGCUCUUGCUCCAUCCUAUCGUGGAAUACAAAAGAUAAAGAUAUUGCAUAAUCAUGCUGAAUUGCAAAUUCAUUUUAAAUGUCUUAAAGUGCGUUUUGGAAUUAGUACUAAAUUCCUUCCACGGUUGAGUUUUGUCGUGGAUGCAUCUGGAAGCCUAUGUCAGAUCCUGGAUGCAGUUGAUAACCAUGCUCAUAGUCUAACUGUGGAUUCUGGUAGCAGCUCUGAGUGGAGGCCUCUGGUCACCAGAAAGCCUGGUUUCAUGAAAUUCCCUACUGUCCGUUUUCACUUACCAACUGUAGUAAAUGGUGAUGCUGUGCACUGGGUGACAGAUAUAUAUCAGAAAGAAACUUCCAGUGUUCAAAGGAUUGUAUUGAAUGGAUAUAAUGUUGAAGAAUUGGUUGCCUUGAUUACCCCGGGAACUUGUUUGGAUGCUUACAUCUCCUUUGAUGCAUAUGACUAUCAACAAAACGCCGGUGUUCGCCUAGUCGCGAGGAGGUUGAUCUUGCAUACUAACUGAGAUAAUAACAGCUGCCUGAUUCACUUGGUUAAUGUGAUUUCUGAAUUGAAAUAGGGACAUAGGGUUUAUUAUGAGUUGGUGUAAUUGCUAGCGUGAUUUGUUUAAUUUAAUUUUUACCAAUGUAUUAGGGGACAUACAUUGUAUAGGGCAUCUUACCUGGAGGCUGGAACUACCAUAUUUGCUUAGUUUUAUUACCAAUCUACGAGAUGGCAUACACUGUUUGCCACUGAGGAGUAUGGAGGCCACUAAAGAUAUUU
Molecule: messenger RNA, 2023 nt
Organism: Cuscuta europaea
Lineage: Eukaryota; Viridiplantae; Streptophyta; Magnoliopsida; Solanales; Convolvulaceae
Source: the annotation of a GenBank genome assembly